Molecule: messenger RNA, 16024 nt
Organism: Cyprinodon tularosa
Lineage: Eukaryota; Metazoa; Chordata; Actinopteri; Cyprinodontiformes; Cyprinodontidae
Gene: birc6
Product: baculoviral IAP repeat containing 6
Exons: 72
Coding region: 241-15204 (4987 amino acids)
Biological process (GO): negative regulation of apoptotic process; apoptotic process; regulation of cytokinesis
Cellular component (GO): nucleus
Molecular function (GO): ubiquitin conjugating enzyme activity; cysteine-type endopeptidase inhibitor activity
Source: RefSeq, a predicted model, not a curated record
CGAGAUGUUUAGAAGCGGUACGCGAGCUCCGUGUUCCGAUGGUGUAGUGACAGAGCCUAGCCUGGAGUUCCUCUGCGCCGAUGGUGAAGAGCAGCUGCGGCGGAGACGGGCGGAGAAGAAGCCGCAGAAGGCUGGGGACUGCUAAUUUGGAAUCUGCCCCUUUGAUGAAUUCACUUUAAGUUAAUUUCCGGGUUUGAUAAACCUAGAGGAGGAGGAAGGGGGGGUGGGGGGAUAGGAAAGAUGGCGGCCGCGGCCUCACCGGGCUCGGGCUCGUCCGCCUCCUCGGACUGGAUUGUAGUGAGAGACGGGUGCCUGCGUUGCGACGAGGAGGGCCUGCGAAGUCUGUCCUACCACCCGGCCCUCAACGCUAUCUUAGCCGUUACCAGCCAGGGGAGCAUUAAGGUGAUCGACGGGACUUCGGGGGCCAUUCUCCAGGCUUCAGCGCUUCACGCUAAACCAGGCGGCCGGGUCAGGUGCCAGUACUUUCCUGCUGUCGACAAAGUGCUUUUUGUGGACGACUACGCCGUAGGGUGCAGGAAGGACUUGAACGGCAUUCUGCUCCUGGACACGGCCCUACAGCCACCAGUCGCCAAGCCGGAGGACACGGUUCAGCUGGAGCUGCCGGUCACCGAGGCCCAGCAGAUGCUGUCGGCUUGUCAGGAGAAGAUCGAUGUGUCCAGCACUGAGGGCUACGAGCAGUUUAUCAGCCAGCUUAAAGAGGGGCUGAAGAACACGUCACAUGAGACGGCGGCCAAUCACAAAGUAGCCAAGUGGGCUACUGUCACCUUCCACCUCCCUCACCAUGUGCUAAAGCUUGUGGCCGGCGCCAUUGUCAGCGAGCUGAAGAAGAUCAACCAGAACGUAGCUGCCUUGUCUGUAGCCUCCUCCAUCAUGGACAGGCUCUCCUACCUCCUGUCCAGCGCCAGGCCGGAGCUGGGGGUGGGCCCUGGUCGCUCUGUGGACAGAUCCCUGAUGUACAGUGAGGCUAACAGGCGGGAGACGUUUACAUCGUGGCCACAUGCCGGCUACCGAUGGGCUCAGCCUGACCCCAUGGCUCAAGCUGGGUUCUAUCACCAGCCUGCCUCCACUGGGGAUGACAGGGCGAUGUGUUUCACCUGCAGCGUGUGCCUGGUCUGUUGGGAACCUACGGAUGAGCCAUGGUCUGAACACGAGAGACAUUCUCCCAACUGCCCCUUUGUGAAGGGCGAGCACACGCAGAACGUCCCUCUGUCGGUCACGCUGGCCACCAGCCCUGCUCAGUUCCCCAACGGUCCUGACAGCUCGGACAAAAUCGCCUGCUACGGCUUCGGCAGCUGCCCGCAGUUUGUGGCCGCCGCCACCAGGAGGGGCAAGAUCUGUAUCUGGGAUGUGUCCAAAAUGAUGAAGGUGCACCUGAAGUUUGACGUGAAUCCGUACGAUCCAGCCAUCCUCCGGCAGCUGAUCCUGAGCGGCGGCGAGCCGGGCCAGCAGCCGCUGACCGAGUCCAGAAGGCCGACUCUCACCUGGCUGGAGGAGUCCUCUUCCUGCUCUGACCUACCCAAGCUGGAGGGAGACAGUGACGACCAGCUGGAGGACUCUGACAGCGAGGAGCCUUCACGCUCCGAGUCCAUAACUGGUCAGCCUUCCCAGUGGGAGAGCAUGGACCUGAGCCUCAGCGUGACGGCGCUCAGCGUGCUGCAGCAGCCGGAGAAGCUUCAGUGGGAAGUGGUUGCCAGUGUCCUGGAGGACACCGUCAAAGACUUGGAGGAGCUGGGAGCCAACCCCUCCUUAAACCAAACCAAGGCACACAGCCAUGCCAAACCAAAAGACAAGGUGCCUGACCACCACAACAUUCCCUUUCCCUGCUUGCUAGCGGGAGGCCUGCUCAGCUACCGCUCAGCCUCCAUCACCCCCGCGGCCGCCGCCCCACCGGCCUCCACAUCGACACGCAGGACCACCGACGGCCCGCUAAGGACUCAGGCUGCUGAGCCGCUGGCUGCACCUCCACAGGAACACGGUCCAAUGGAGAUAGAUCCCUGCCACCCCCAGACUGGUGCCCAUGAGCAAGGCUUCUCUAACUUGGCUGGUUCUAAGCUGCUGAGUCCCUCCUCUCUGCCUGCCGUGCGCAGGACCGUCCCUGUGCUGCUGCUCUAUAGCAUUAGAGAGGUUGAUGACAAAUCCUCCGGGCAGGUGUUUGCUCAGAUGAACAGUUUGAUGAGCAAAGGUCUCCAGGAGGAAGGCUUCACUGUGCCACAGAUAAUUGAGAUGGAGUUCGAUACCCACGAGCAGCUGCUUCUUCAGGAUCCUCCCAUCACUUACAUUCAGCAGUUCGCCGACGCCACUAAUCUGAGCGGGAUAGACGGACACGAUAAAUGGAGCACGUUGGCAGCGGCGUCCAACCCCCCCCGCCCCGGAACGCUGGUGCAGUGCUUAAGGCUGCCCAAGCAGCUGGAAGAGGAGAGCCUGUUUGUGGACUCCAUCACGCCGUGCUGGGACGGCGUCCACCUGCUGGUGGGGCUGAAGCCUUGCAGCUUGGAGUCGCUCAGCGCCUCCAACCAAGUGGAGGCUCUGAACAACCUGAACCGCCUCCACUCAGCGCUCUGCAGCCAGCGAGAGGCAGACCCCCUCCGCCCGCUGGCCAAUGGGAUGGAAGGCCAUCACCCAGGGGGGUCCCCGCCUCAGACCCCCUUCAUUGUACCCCCAGGAAACCAGCAGCAGGAGAGGGCCCAGAGCCGUGGGGGGGGAGGGGGCUACCUCGCUCUGUACAAGUUCAACUACUCCACCCGCAUCGUCACCCUGGAAGAGGAGCCGGUUAAAGUCCAGCACAUCUGGGACCCCUGCGAUGCCAUAACCUCCCUGAUCCUGCUUCCCCCAGAUGUGCUGGACAGCAGAGAAGAUGAGAGCGAAGAAACCCCAGAAGAAGCUCUGCUCUCCGCUUCCAAGAACGGUUUGUCCGAGCCGGGAGUCAAGACCGCAUGUGAAGCGGCGCCAACCGGCAGCGCCGGUAACGUCUCCAGUCCCUCCACCUCUGCCUACGCCCACAGAGACUGCAAGAAGGCAGAGAUGGCGGGCCUAGGACACCUGGUGGUCACCACGCAGGCCGGCUUCAUCAUGAUUUUGGACCUGUCCACCUUGGAGGUUCUGGCCAAAGUGGAACCACCCAAAAAAGAGGGGUUAACCGAGGAGGCUGACCCGUUUGUCUCAGUGACCUACUGCUCUGGGACGGACCGCCUUUGUGCCUGCACUAAAGGUGGUGAACUUCAUUUCCUUCAAAUUGGAGGGGUUUGUGAGGAUGCAGAUGACGGAGAUAUGUUUAUAGAUGGAACCCUUUCUAAAGGGGGGGAGCCGCUGCUGGAGAGGGCCAAGCCCUCCUCCAACCCAUCCAGCCCUGGAAUCACAGGAGUGGAGCUCCUCGUGGACCAACCUCUGACCACGGAGAGUCUGGCGUCGCUGAUGGAGCUGACACGGUUCGAGACGCUGACACCGCGCUUCUCGGCCACCGUCCCGCCGUGCUGGGUGGAGGUGCAGCAGGAGCAGCAGCAGCGGCGCCAUCCGCAGCACCUCCAUCAGCAGCAUCAUGGAGAUGCAGCCCAGCACACCCGCACCUGGAAGCUGCAGAGCUACAGCUCUAGCUGGGAUGAGCACGUAUUUGAGCUGGUGCUGCCCAAAGCCUGCAUGGUGGGCCACGUGGACUUCAAGUUCGUCCUGAACGCCAAUAUUGUCAACAUUCCUCAGAUCCAAGUCACUUUAUUGAAAAACAAAGCUCCAGGCCUGGGCAAAGUCAGCGACACGGCAGUGGACAGACAGAUCAGUUUCCCUCUCUCUAACCUUCUCCAUGCCAACGGGGAGAAGAACAGCCAGCCUCUUCUCCAGGACUUCUCAGAAGACAUCCACUUCAUGGAUAUCGAGGAAUCCCCAGGCUCCGUACUGUGUCCGUUCCUUGAGGACCAUAAAGAGGACAUUUUGUGCGGCCCUGUGUGGUUGGCCAGUGGAUUGGAUCUUUCCGGACACUCGGGCAUGCUGAGCCUCACCAGCCCCAAACUGGUCAGAGGAAUGGCGGGAGGGAAGUACCGCUCCUUUCUGGUCCACAUCAAAGCAGUGAGCGACAGCGGCAUGGAGGAGAGCCCGAGGCCCGUGCUCAGGAUGCCCAGCGCCAAGCCUCAGAGCUCCAAGGCUCACACGCUGUCCUCCCUGCUGCAGCAGAGCCAGGCCUCCAAGGAGAGGGCUGCUUCAGGAAAAACCGAGGGUGCAGCCCAGUCCAAGAAGGUGGAGAACCUGCGAGGCUGCGACCUGCUGCAGGAAGUGUCCGUCACAAUCAGGAAGUUCAAGAAGACUUCGCUUCCAAAAGAAAGGGUCCAGCGCUGCGCCAUGCUGCAGUUCCCAGACUUUCAUGAGAAGCUGCUGGACGCACUGUGUCACCAGAUGGAGGGCGGUCCGACCGAUGAGCACGCACAGAGCCUCAUUCUCGACAUUCUGUGCUGGCUGGCCGGAGUUUUCUCCAACGGACCCUGCAGUAUUAGGGAAGGGAAGGAGGGUCUCCUGGCCAAAACCAGGGUGAGGUUAACGGACAUCGUGCGUGUCUGUUUCUUUGAGGCGGGCCGCAGCAUAGCACACAAAUGUGCUCGCUUUCUUGCACUUUGCAUCAGCAACGGGAAAGGAGAGCCAAGCCAGCAGGGAUUUGGCCUGAGCCUCCUGAAGGCCCUUCUGGAUAACAUAUCGUAUUUGCCUGCAGCAGCGACCGGCGGCUCGGUGUUCUGGUACUUUGUGUUGCUGAACUACGUGAAGGAGGAAGACCUGGCAGGAUGCAGCACAGCAUGCGCCUCCCUGCUCACCACCAUCUCCAGACAGCUGCAGGACCGCCUCACCCCGCUGGAGGCUCUGCUGCAGACCAGGUACGGCCUGUACAGCUCUCCGUUUGACCCGGUGCUUUUUGACCUGGAGGUCAGCGGCUCCUCCUGUAAGAACGCCUUCAACAGCAGCAUUGGAGUCCAGUCCGAUGAGAUCGACCUCUCCGAGAUCCUCUCAGGGAAUGGAAAGGUGAGCAGUUCAGCUGCAGCAGAGGGGAGCUUCACGGCGCUGACUGGACUCCUGGAGGUGGAGCCUUUGCACUUUACCUGUAUAUCCACCAGCGACGGCACACGGGUGGAGCGAGACGACGCCAGCAUGUUCACUGUGAGUACAUUUGGCGUGACCCCGACAGUGGGCGGCCUGUCAACGGGGACGGUGGGAGAAGCUUCAACAGCUCUGAGCUCUGCAGCUCAGGUGGCCCUGCAGUCGCUGUCCCACGCCAUGGUGUCUGCCGAGCAGCAACUGCAGGUGCUACAGGAGAAACAGCUGCAGCUGCUGAAGCUGCAGCAACAGAAAGCAAAGCUGGAGGCCAAGCUUCAUCAGACCACGUCUGCAGCUGCCGCCGUGGCGUCUGGAGUCGGACCCAUCCAUAACUCGGUGCCUUCAAACUCGUCCGCUCCGGGCUUCUUCAUCCAUCCCUCAGAUGUCAUCCCACCUACGCCUAAAACCACGCCUCUCUUCAUGACCCCGCCUCUCACCCCGCCCAACGAGGCGGUGUCUGCAGCCUUCAGUGCAGAGCUGGCUCACCUGUUCCCAGGCUCCAUGAUGGAGCAGGGCCCCGUCAACAUGGCUGCACACAAGAACACGCAGAAAACCAAACAGAGCCCAAUGGGCAGCGGUUUGGCUCUGGCUAUCUCUCAGGCAUCUCACUUCCUGCAGCCUCCUCCACACCAGUCCAUAAUCAUCGAGCGAAUGCACUCUGGAGCUCGGCGCUUCGUCACCCUUGACUUCGGCCGUCCCGUUCUGCUGACCGAUGCCCUGAUCCCGACCUGUGGGGACCUAGCCUCUCUGUCCAUAGACAUCUGGACGCUGGGCGAGGAGGUGGACGGUCGCAGGCUGGUUGUGGCCUCAGACAUCAGCACCCACUCACUGAUUCUUCACGACCUUCUGCCACCACCGGUCUGUAGGUUCAUGAAGAUCACAGUCAUCGGACGCUACGGCAGCACCAGCGCGCGAGCCAAGAUCCCGUUAGGGUUCUUCUACGGCCACACAUACAUCCUACCCUGGGAGAGCGAGCUGAAACUGAUGCAUGAUCCGCUGCGGGGAGAAAGUGAGGCAGCCAGUCAGCCUGACGUGGAUCAGCAUCUGACCAUGAUGGUAGCUCUGCAGGAGGACAUCCAGUGCAGGUACAACCUAGCUUGCCAUCGGCUGGAAACCCUUCUUCACAACAUCGACCUUCCGCCUCUGAACAGCGCCAACAACGCUCAGUACUUCCUAAGAAAACCAGACAAGGUGGUGGAAGAGGACCAGCGGGUUUUCUCCGCCUACCAGGACUGCAUCCAGCUGCAGCUGCAGCUUAACCUGGCCCACCACGCCGUCCAGAGGCUGCGGGUGUCGUUGGGGGCCAGCCGGAAGUGUCUGCCCAAAGCUGGGGACCCUCAGGGGCUCGUUCACGUUUCCUCCACCGAGCAGCUCAGGACAAUCAUCCGCUACCUGCUGGACACCCUGCUCAGCCUUCUGCAUUCCAAUAACGGACACUGUGUCCCCUCGGUGCUCCAGAAUACCUUCCACGCCCAAGCCUGUGAGGAGCUGUUUAAACAUCUCUGCAUCAGCGGGACGCCCAAAAUUCGCCUCCAUGCCGGCCUGCUGCUGGUGCAGCUAUGUGGGGGCGAACCCUGGUGGGGGCAGUUCCUCUCUAACGUCCUGCAGGAGCUCUACAACUCUGAGCAGCUGCUUAUUUUCCCCCAGGACAGAGUGUUCAUGCUGCUGUCCUGCAUCGGCCAAAGAUCCCUGAGCAACAGCGGCGUGUUGGAGGGGCUCCUGAACCUGUUGGACAGCCUGCUGUCCCCUCUGCAGCGACCGCAGGCUGCCUCUCAGCGCAGGGCUGAAGGUAAAGCAGGUAAAGCACCCGCAGAGCUGCCGUCCCCCUUCAGGUGCACCUCAGGUACGAGGACCAUGUCUGUGUUCCCUCCAGGUAUCCUAGACAUCCCCAUGAUAAGCUGGGUGGUGAUGCUGGUGUCCAGGCUCUUGGACUAUGUUGCCAACAUCGAGGACGAGGCGUCAGCGGCCAAGAAGAACCUGGGCGGGAAGGAGCGGGACCGGCCUGCUACGGUGACUCAGUGGAGCUUUAUUAACAACACUCUGCAGUCCCAGAACUCCAGCCGGGCGGCGAAAGGCAGCAGCAGCCUGGACCGGCUCUAUUCCCGGAAGCUCCGCAAGCAGCUGGUUCAUCACAAGCAGCAGUUGAAUCUAUUGAAAGCAAAACAGAAAGCUUUGUUUGAGCAGAUAGAGAAGGAGAAAAUCCAGAGCAACAAAGGUUCCUCCUACAAACUCCUAGUAGAACAGGCCAAACUCAAACAAGCCACCUCUAAGCACUUUAAAGACCUGAUCCGUCUGAGGCGGACGGCCGAAUGGCCUCGCUCUACUCUGGACGCAGAGUCCACCGCAGCCAAAGACGCCCCUGAGGUGGAGCCGCUGCCCUUCACUCUGUCCCACGAGCGCUGCAUCUCUGUGGUGCAGAAGCUGGCCCUCUUCCUGCUCUCCAUGGACUUCACCUGCCACGCCGACCUGCUGCUGUUCGUCUGCAAGGUUCUGGCCCGAAUAGCCAACGCCACCAGACCCACGAUCCAUCUGUGUGAGGUGGUGUCCGAGCAGCAGCUGGAGCGCCUGCUGCUGCUGCUUGUAGGGACGGACUUCAACCGAGGGGACAUCUCCUGGGGAGGGGCCUGGGCGCAGUACUCGCUCACAUGCAUGCUGCAGGACAUCCUGGCAGGUGAGCUGACGUCUCCAGGCUCUCUGGACGCCAUGGACGAGGCCGUGGGCGAGGAGGCGGGAGCGUCGUGUUCCUCGGCCGUAGCAGACUCGGACGACUCACUGGCCCAGCCCCCACCCAUCCCCCUGGUGGAGACCAUGGAUGACGCUCUGGUUCCAGACAUGAUGGCGGGGGCUCCAGGCGGCUCUGCUGCUUUCCAGAGUGCUCCUCCUCUAUCAUCUUUGGAAAAAGAUAAAGACAUAGACUUUGACUUGCUACAAGACCUGAUGGAUGUUGAUAUUGAUCCUUUAGAUAUUGAUUUGGAAAAAGAUCCGCUCGCCGCCAAAGUCUUUAAGCCUAUCAGCAGUACCUGGUAUGACUACUGGGGUGCUGACUAUGGGACCUACGGGUACAAUCCUUACAUCGGGGGCGUUGGGAUUCCAGUAUCCAAGCCUUCCGCUGCGCCUGAGAAGCCUCCCUCCCAGUGCGUGUCGGUGUCCGUAUCUCAAGCGCUGGACGCCCGGCUCGAAGUAGGCCUGGAGCAGCAGGCCGAGCUGAUGCUGAAGAUGAUGGCGACCCUGCAGGCCGACUCCAUCCUGCAGGCGCUCAGUUCCAGUUCGUCAGCAGUCACCCAGGCCUCCAACGGUACCGAUGACUCCCUGCUCCGAGCGUUCCAUGGCGGCGGCCCGGCGGUCCAGCCCUCAUCCAUUCCCAUUCUGAGUGCCUGCUUCAACAAGCUGUUCUCCAUGCUGCAGGUCCACCACGUGCAGCUGGAGUCCCUGCUUCAGCUUUGGCUCACCCUUAGCCUCAACACCAGCUCCGCUGGUGGCGAAGACGGCGGCUCAGACGUCUUCCUGUUCAACGCCAGCAGAGUUCCCACCAUUCCUCUAAACCAAGCCUCCAUCAGCAGCUUCAUAUCCGUGCUGGCCUGGUACCCCAGCGCCUCCCUGAGGACCUGGUGCCUGGUGCUCCACUCACUCACGCUGAUGACCAACAUGCCGCCCUCCGCCUCCGGCGGAGCCGCCAACCCUCAGGACAGCACGGCGCAGCAGAUGGUGUCCGACCCCACCCUGGUUCACGUGCUGCUGCGCUUCCUGUCCAGCAGCAGCACCAACGGCACCAGCCAGCACAGCUCCCAGGUGGGGCCUACCGCCACCCAGGCCAUGCACGAGUUCCUGAGCCGCCUGCAGGUCCACCUGUCCUCCACCUGUCCCCAGAUGUUCAGCGAGUUCCUGCUGAAGCUCAUCCACAUCCUGUCCACCGAGAGGGGGCCGUUCCAGGCGGGUCAGGGUCCUCUGGACGCCCAGGUCAAGCUGCUAGAGUUCACGCUGGAGCAGAACUUCGAGGUGGUGUCUGUGGCCACCAUCUCCUCCGUCAUGGAGUCCAUCACCUUCCUGGUUCACCACUACAUAACCUGCUCUGACAAGGUGGUGUCCCGCAGCGGCUCGGAAAGCUCGGUGGGUGCCAAGGCCUGCUUCGGCGGCCUCUUCGCCAACAUCAUCCGGCCCGGCGACGCCAAGGCCGUCUGUGGAGAAACCACGCGAGACCAGCUCAUGUUCAACCUGCUCAAGCUGGUCAACGCGCUGGUGCAGCUCCCUCUCUCUGGGGACAGGGAGUUCAGCGGACGCCUGCCACCAGCCGGCGGUGGCGCUGCUGACAGCAGCGUGUCGGACGAAGAGAAGGUCUGCGGCAGCAAAGAGAGCACGGCGUCCAGCCAGGGUCCUCCCGCCGGUGUGGCCGACCUGGUGCUGGCCAAUCAGCAGAUAAUGAGCCAGAUCCUGUCGGCGUUGGGCCAGUGCAACAGCAGCGCCAUGGCAAUGAUCAUCGGUGCCAGCGGCCUCCAUCUCACCAAGCACGAGAACUUCCACGGCGGCCUGGAUGCCAUCUCCGUGGGAGAUGGCCUCUUCACCAUCCUCACCACCCUGAGCAAGAGGGCCAGCUCCGUCCAGGUCAUGCUGCAGCCCAUUCUCACCUACAUGGCCUGCGGCUACAUGGGCAGACAGGGGUCUCUGUCCACCUGCCAGCUGUCUGAGCCGCUGCUGUGGUUCAUCCUGCGAGUCCUGGACACCAGCGAAGCUCUCAAGGCCUUCCAUGACAUGGGUGGCGUUCAGUUGAUCUGUAACAACAUGGUGACGAGCACCAGAGCCAUCGUGAACACGGCGCGCAGCAUGGUGUCCACCAUCAUGAAGUUCUUGGACUCUGGUCCUGGAAAAACGGUGGACGGUAACCUGAAGGCCAGGGUGAUGACCUCGGAGCCAGACAACGCUGAGGGACUCCACAACUUCGCUCCCUUAGGCACCAUCACCUCCAGCAGCCCCACAGCCCAGCCGGCAGAGGUCCUCCUCCAGGCGACCCCGCCUCACCGCCGGGCGCGCUCUGCAGCCUGGUCCUACAUCUUCCUUCCAGAGGAGGCGUGGUGUGACCUCACCAUCCACCUCCCUGCUGCUGUGCUGCUCAAAGAGGUCCACAUCCAGCCACACCUGGCUUCCUUAGCCACGUGCCCCUCCUCCGUCUCUGUGGAGAUCAGUGCAGACGGCGUCAACAUGCUGCCCCUCUCCACACCGGUCAUCACCAGCGGCCUGACCUACAUCAAGAUCCAGCUGGUGAAGGCAGAGGUAGCCUCUGCCGUCUGCCUGAGGCUCCACCGGCCUCGGGACGCCAGCACCCUGGGUUUGUCUCAAAUCAAGCUCUUGGGGCUGACGGCGUUCGGUAACACGUCCUCCGCCACAGUCAACAACCCCUUCCUGCCCUCCGAGGACCAAGUCUCAAAGACCAGCAUCGGGUGGCUGCGUCUCCUGCACCACUGCCUGACCCACGUGGGUGAUCUGGAGGCCAUGAUGGCCAGCGCCGCGGCGCCCACAGCCAACCUGCUGCAGACCUGCGCCGCACUGCUCAUGUCUCCUUACUGCGGCAUGCACUCUCCCAACAUCGAGGCUGUCCUGGUGAAAAUAGGCCUGCAGUCCACCAGGAUUGGCCUCAAACUCAUCCACAUCCUGCUGAGGAACUGCGCGGCCUCAGGCACAGAGCCUCCCAAUCUGAACAGUCCGCUGCUGUUUGGACGGCUGAACGGCCUUUCCUCCGACUCCACCAUCGACAUCCUGUACCAGCUGGGGACCACGCAGGACCCCGGAACCAAAGACCGGAUCCAGGCUCUCCUCCACUGGGUCUACGACUCGGCCAGAGUGGCCGCUCAUAAAAGGAGCGCUCCGUCGGGGUACGCUUCUUCUGGUUCCUCCUCCAGGGAAUAUGGACUGCUCAUGCCGUCCCCCUCCCAUCUGCACUGCGUGGCGGCCAUCUUGUGGCACAGCUUCGAGCUGCCUGUGGACUACGACCUUCCCGGCCUGCUCAACAGAGAGCUCUUUGAGCUGCUGUAUAACUGGUCCAUGUCGCUGCCGUGCAACCUGGUGCUGAAGAAGGCGGUGGACAGCCUGCUGUGCUCCAUGUGCCACAUCCAUCCCAGCUACUUCACCCUGCUCAUGUCCUGGAUGAAGAUCGUCUCUGGGCCCACAGCCAGCCACUCUCAGGCCCAGCAGCGCCGCCUGGCCAUGACGGACGACGGAAAAAAGCAGCACGACGCUCACGCCAACGCUGCGGGACUGACGGACGACUCCAAGCACACAAGGCCGCCGGUCAACCUGUCCGAGUCGCAGCUGACCACCCUGGCUGCCGCCUCCCAGUCCCCUGGAGCCAUAGAGCAGCUGCUGGACUCAGGCCUUCCCUCGCUGCUGGUCCGCAGCUUGGUGCAGUUCUGCGUGGGACUGUUGGUCAGCACCGACCUCCCUCUGCCCGCCGCUCAGGCCGAGAGGCGCCCCCACCAUCACCACUAUCACUCGCCGUGCUCGUCCCCGCAUGGGCGGCCGGCCCUGGCCGCGGAGCUGGCAGCGCCUGUGCUGCGCUUCCUCACCGAGGUCGGCAACAGCCACGCCAUGAAGGACUGGCUGGGCGGGCCCGAGGUCUACCCCCUGUGGACGGCUCUGCUCUUCCUGCUGUGCCACUCCAGCGCCAGCGCCGCCUCCGGUCAGCCUCUGGGCUCCGGGUCGGCUCCGUAUUCAGGGUCUCACUUCUCCCAGCCGUCUUCUGCCCAAUCAGGAGGCCUCACCACGCAGCAGAGGACGGCUCUGGAAAACGCAACCGUGGCCUUCUUCCUCCAGUGCAUCUCCUGUCACCCUAGCAACCAGCGGCUCAUGGCGCAGGUCCUCUGUGAGCUCUUCCAGUCCGCCCCUCAAAGGGCCAACGUUCCCAUCUCCAGAAACAUCUCAGGCUUCAUCCGGAGACUUUUCCUGCAGCUCAUGCUGGAGGAUGAGAAGGUCACCGUCUUCCUCCAGUCUCCUUGUCCGUUGUACAAAGGUCGCAUCAAUGCCACCAGCCACAUGAUCCAACACCCCAUGUAUGGAGCAGGCCACAAGUACCGCACCCUGCAUCUGCCCAUCUCCACCACGCUAGCAGAGGUCCUGGACCGCGUGUCUGACACUCCCAGCAUCACAGCCAAACUGAUCAGCGAGCAGAAGGAGGACAAGGAGAAGAAGAAUCAUGAGGAGAAGGAGAAGAUGAAGGCGGACAACGGCUUCCAGGAUAACUACAGCGUCGUGGUGGCCUCAGGUCUAAAGUCCCAGUCCAAACGAGCGCUCCUGACCCCUCCCCGACCCCCGUCAAGAAGGGGCCGCAUCGUGAGCGACAAGCUGGCUGCUUCGUCCGGUGUGGACCCUUCAGCCAAAACCAUCAGCGUUCCCGUCUUCCAUCUUUACCACAAGCUGCUGCCAGGUCAGCCCCUCCCCCCUGAGAUGACCCUGGCUCAGCUGCUGACUCUCCUGUAUGAGUGCAAGCUGCCGCAGGGCUACCAGUCCAUAAACCUCACCGUCAAACUGGGCUCCAAGGUUAUCUCCGACCCUGGCCUUUCAAAGACCGACUCCUUCAAGAGGCUCCGCACCGAGAAAGUGGACCACUGUGACAUGCUCAGCAGCUGUCCUGAAGACGAACCCAUGAUGGCCGGCGACGAAUGUCUGGACGCUGCGACAGACGAGUCCCUGCUGGAGACCAGCCCCAUCCAGUCACCGCUGCAGGUCUUCGCUGGGAUGGGGGGGCUGGCCCUGAUUGCAGAGAGGCUGCCAAUGCUCUACCCGGAUGUCAUCCAGCAGGUAAGCGCUCCAUUGAUCCCAGCGUCCACCCAGGAGAAACCCAAGGACAGCGACCAGUUUGAGUGGGUGACCAUCGAGCAGUCGGGCGAGCUGGUGUACGAAGCCCCGGAGUCUGUCGCUGCAGAGCCGCCUCCCGUUAACAAGCAGCAGUCUCAGUCGUCCUCCUCUUCAUCCUCCUCCUCUGUUCAGUCCAUGUCCCCCAUCCCCGCCCACUCGCUGGCAGCAUUCGGCUUGUUCCUGCGCCUCCCGGGGUACGCCGAGGUGCUGCUCAAGGAGAGGAAGCACGCACAGUGUCUGCUGCGCCUGGUGCUGGGCGUCACCGACGACGGAGAAGGCAGUCACAUCCUGCAGUCUCCUUCUGCUAACGUCUUGCCCACGCUGCCGUUCCAUGUCCUUCGAGCUCUGUUCAGCAGCACGCCUUUGACCACUGAUGAUGGAGUGCUGCUGCGCCGCAUGGCGCUGGAGAUUGGCGCCAUCCACCUGAUCCUGGCCUGUUUAUCAGCUCUCAGCCACCACGCUCCCCGUAACCCCAACACCAACGGCAGCGCCUCUGAGACGCAGUUGUCCAGUGGUCACAGCGGUGGGACCAGCGAGGAGCAGCAACUCUACUGGGCUAAAGGAACCGGCUUUGGUACUGGAUCUACAGCGUCAGGCUGGGAUGUGGAACAGGCCCUCACCAAGCAGCGACUGGAGGAAGAACAUGUCACCUGUUUACUUCAGGUCUUGGCCAGCUACAUCAACCCAGCGGGUUCCAGCUGCUGUCUGAGCUCCGAGGCCUCAGCAGACAGCAGAUCCCCCAACAGCUCUGCCCUGCCGGCCGUGCUGCACGAGCUGCUGAGCCAGUCCUGCCUCAUCCCUGCCAUGUCCUCCUACUUACGCAAUGACUCGGUUCUGGAUAUGGCCCGCCAUGUUCCGCUGUACAGAGCGCUGCUGGAGCUGCUCAGGGCCAUCUCCACCUACACCGCGUUGGUUCCACUGCUGCUGCCAUUGUCUGGGGACCACGGACGAGACGAGGAGGAAGACGACGAAGAGCAUUCGGAGGGGCAGACUUCUGUCGGCCUGCUGCUGGCCAAGAUGAAGACCUGUGUAGACACGUACACCAACCGCCUCAGGUCAAAAAAGGAUAAGAGCAAAGGUGUGGUGAAACCCGAGGGGUCAGACCCAGAACCUGAGGGUUUGACCCUGCUGGUUCCCGACAUCCAGAGGACGGCGGAGAUCGUCCAUGCAGCAACGACGAGCCUGCGGCAGGCCAAUCAGGAGAGGAAGCUGGUGGAGUCUUCAAAGAAGACGUCAAGCAGGCCAAAGCCGCUGUCUGUGCUCCGCUCCUUAGAGGAGAAAUACGUCGCUGCCAUGAAGAAACUACAGUUUGACACCUUUGAAAUGGUUUCAGAAGAUGAAGAAGGGAAGCUGAUGUUCAAGGUCAACUACCACUACAUGUCUCAGGUGAAGAACGCCAGUGAUACAAACAGCGCAGCAAGGUCCCGCCGCCUGGCCCAGGAGGCCGUCACCCUGUCCACGUCUCUCCCUCUGUCGUCCUCUUCCAGCGUCUUUGUCCGCUGCGACGAGGAGAGGCUCGACAUCAUGAAGGUUCUGAUCACAGGCCCGUCCGACACCCCGUACGCCAACGGCUGCUUCGAAUUCGACGUGUAUUUUCCCCAGGAUUAUCCCAACUCCCCUCCGCUGGUCAAUCUGGAGACGACGGGGGGACACAGCGUGCGUUUCAAUCCAAACCUCUACAACGAUGGCAAGGUGUGUCUAAGCAUCCUCAACACCUGGCAUGGUAGACCAGAAGAGAAGUGGAACCCACAGACCUCAAGCUUUUUACAGGUGCUAGUUUCUGUGCAGUCCCUCAUCUUAGUGGCUGAGCCCUACUUUAACGAGCCUGGGUACGAGCGUUCCCGCGGGACCCCCAGCGGCACCCAGAGUUCCCGGGAGUAUGACGGCAACAUCAGGCAGGCCACAGUAAAAUGGGCCAUGCUGGAACAGAUCCGCAACCCGUCGCCGUGCUUCAAAGAGGUAAUCCACAAGCAUUUCUACCUGAAGAGGGUGGAGAUCAUGUCUCAGUGCGAGGAGUGGAUCGCUGACAUCCAGCAGUACAGCAAUGACAAGAGGGUGGGCCGCACCAUGUCGCAUCACGCCGCCGCUCUGAAGAGACACACGGCUCAGCUCAGAGAGGAGCUCCUGAAGCUGCCCUGCCCCGACGGCCUGGAGCCCGACGGAGACGAGUUCUCCGAGAAGAGCGCCGCCCUCCUCCUCAAAGACCUGUCCGGCCAGGAUGCAGAGAAGGCCGCCGGCAGUCAGGACGGCCACUGCAGCGAAGGCCAGUUCUGAGCCGUUUCCCAGCACCUUCCCCCCCGAUCCUUAAAGACUUCACGGCUUCAGAGGGCAAAGCCAUCACUGUCAAUAUUUGUAUGUAAAGAUCUAAUUACAGAGCAGUAGUGAAGGAGGGGAGCUAAGCCCUCAUCCAAGAAUUAAGAGAAACUUUUAUCCACCUGUAAAAGACUGUAAACAUUUUGUGCUUUUUUCCAAUUGUGAAAUAACCACUGAUUGGUAUGUUAUUAAACUUGUUUAUGUAUACAUAACUGCAGAGGAAAGAUGACAGAUUAUAUAAGGGAAGCUACCUUCAGAGGUUUACUGAAUGUUAAGCCCUUUUUUUUUUUUUCUUUGAAACGGUGAUGGUUGUAACCCAGGAUAUAUUAUUUAAGAGAAGAAAACACACAUAGGUAACCGAAGCCUCUCCACCUUUGAUUUGACUCGGAUCGCAUCGCUUCAGUAACAUUUUUUAAAUCAUCUGAUCCCUUUUUACAGGCUCCAAAUUAAAAGGCUAAACCAACCUCUGAAUCAAACUGUUCCACCUCUGCUUUCCUUACACGGCAGGCCUCAUUUCAGGGCUCCUGCAUGCGUCUGUGUUCCCUGUGCGUGUGCAGCAAUCCCCCCGCAAAGUCAGAUUAAAAGCUUUGAUGUGCCUUUGAUCCACACCGGACCACCAGAAAUGCCGUUUCUAUGGAUUCGUAUGGCUGAAGGAGAGCGUCUCGAUCUGAUUUCCUGUUGACGGCGGCGGGACAUGAGGAGAGAUGCUCUUUCUAUUUGACUCCCUCCUUAUUUUAGUCAUAUCUUCCUUUUCUAGAACAUUAAACGGACCUUGAACCUA